Messenger RNA from Austrofundulus limnaeus, 7507 nucleotides. Its product is annotated as constitutive coactivator of PPAR-gamma-like protein 2. Gene Ontology annotation, cellular component: nucleus. NCBI's taxonomy places the organism in Eukaryota, Metazoa, Chordata, Actinopteri, Cyprinodontiformes, Rivulidae. The record is from RefSeq and is a predicted model, not a curated record.
GUAGCAGAAAAAAAGUCAAAGCAGGAAAAUAUAACAUAAGCAGCAUGUAAAUAAAACGUAUCGUCAAAUGGUUGGCUUGCAAUAGUACACGAAAUAUGUUCUGUUCCACAUUCAUUCGGAUCAUUACAUGCAGACCACUUGGAGGAAUUUUACUUCAUCCGUUUUAGUCUUAUUCCGUGCUUGCCGUCACGCUGGUAUUUGUAGUUUUAGURUGUUUGCCACCGAAGCUUUUCCCCUCGGAAGUUACGUCCAUAUUGACUACAUUUCCCAGCGUCCUCCGCGGAUGUGCCACCUCCCGCCUCACCUCCCUCCCACUCUACUGGGCCGCGAGGAAGUCGCAAGAUGGCUGAUGUCGCUUGGAAGUAAUGUUCCCCUUUGCAACAUGAAGCCGUGAGUGUGGAAGAAAGCGAGGGAGGCACCAUCGGGCUUUUAUUUUUGUUUUCUUUUAGUUACUUUUAUUUUAUUUCGUCAAACAUCCAUUUCAUUCCGCGUCGUGUCCGCUCCGGACUUGUCUUCGGGAGUUGACGCGUCAAAUCACGCCGGGGACCCUGCCAGAGUAGCUAAAGUAAGGGCUAGCAACUGUUAGCAAAUAGUAGUGCGGCUAGCCAGUCAACCCAGGCACACUUCUUAACAUUUUGAUUUUAAUCGAUAUUCUGCCACUACCGAACCAACCACCCACCCCGAGACAAGUGCAACCAUUUCACGGACGUGCAGCACAAACGUGGCUAGCAAAACCCGGCUGUCAUUUCAAAAAGGACCGAAUUUCAAGGUUUUAACAUUAUGUUCGCAAACUGGCCAUCCACUAGCCUGUGGGUUGCUAACUAAUGCGCAGUACUGCAUCUGUUAAUGUGCACUAAACCCGCAGGAGAACUAUCCCGGCAACAUUUAGCACCCAUCUGCAUGCCCGUUACUUGCUGUCAGCUCAACAUUUGGAGGAUAGUUGUGUUGCGGCCAUAAUUAUGGAAGUAGAAAAUCUGCUGAACUUUUUCUGGUAGUAGAUGGUAUCACUGGCCUUGCUGGCAGCGCACCAACAACCCACAGGGAUGGACACUAAACUGAGCAGGCACGACUAUAAUUGAGAUAUYUCCAUUCGGGUUAUUCAGCAUCGGCUCGGUGACAAACAGGUUGUGUGAACWGCGCGAACUAAAACUACACUUUGUCACUACAGGAGACCAGUUAGCUUACCUGGUCUCGCGCCACAACACAUUACAAACACGGCGUACAGAACGUACUCAGAAGCGCCCAGCCAGACCCACAGGCUCAACAACACCGUCAUGGGAGUGCAGGGCUUUCAAGAAUACUUAGAGAAGCGGUGCCCCGGGGCCGCGGUCCCCGUGGACCUCCUAAAGCUCGCUCGCACGGCGGCCCGCCAGCCCCCUCACCAUCAUCACCCACACCACCACCCACACCAUCCCGGGCCCAUGCCUCCCCCGCCUCCGCCUGCAAGGAUCCUCAUCGACGCUGACUCCAGCCUGCAGCGGCUGUACGGCGGCUACCAGACGGACUGGGUGUGCGGCGGCGAGUGGAACGCCAUGUUGGGCUACCUGGCCGCCCUGUCGCAGGCCUGCCUGUACCAGGGUGGCCUGGAGCUCGUCGUGGUUUUCAACGGCACUCUGGGGAAGGAGCGCUGGCCUGAGUGGGCGCGGCGAGCUCAGGGCCAGCGGCAGACGGCGCAGCUGAUAGUCAACCACGUCGGCAGCAAGGCCACCCCGCCUCCCCGGGCAUGGUUCCUGCCCCCGGCCUGCCUCAGCCACUGCGUCCGCCUCGCCAUGUUCCGCUUCCGAGUGCGGGUUGUACAGACUUUGGAGGACCACCACCAGGAAGUGCUGUCUCUCUACAGGGACUUUGGAUUCUCCGGCUUGAUAGCUCAAGACUCUGAGUUUGCCCUCUGCAACGUUCCCGCCUAUUUCUCCUCGCACGCACUCAAACUGAGCUGGAACGGCAAGAACCUGACCACGCAUCAGUAUCUGCUGUCUGAGGCUGCCAGGCAGCUUGGGCUGAAAACACAGCACCUGCCACUUUUUGCUGCUCUGCUGGGAAAUCAUAUUCUGCCUGAUGAGGACCUGGCUGCCUUCCACUGGAGUCUGCUGGGACCAGAACACCCACUUGCUUCCCUCAAGGCAUUCAGUCCAUCCCUCCUCAAGGAGGUAAGCUGGAGAUAGCCGGCAUGGUGGUUGGCCAGUGGGCGGGGAACAAACCUGUCCAUGGCAGGGGAGGCUUCAACAUGCAGGUGGUGUCAGUGGGAGCAGGAAAAGGAAGGGGAAAGGAGAUUCCAGCAAAAGUGAAGGGUGGGAAAAAGGUAGCUGCCAACAGAACACAGACAUCACCCCCACCAUCCAGUAGUCCCACCAAGCCCCCAGAGGAGGUGGGCUCCACGCCAGAGAUUACAACUCAGCAGCUGAACGGCAGCUCAUCAGCCUCUGCCAUCGACCAGCCCCUGGAGCUGGCCCCUCUGGCCCAGCCAAUCUCAUGUGCCUUAGCCAGCAGAGACAACCAAUCAGAGGGGUUGGAAGUGGAGGCCCCUUGUUGCCUUGACGACUGCCCGUCAGAUGAAGCGCUACAAAAGGAGGAGUGAUGGCAUUCUUCCCAGGAUGCACUGCUCUCAGAGAGUUGUUUGUGUUCGACUGCCUUUCCCCAAGAUUUAUUUUGUUUUUUUGCCCCGUCUGCUAACUUCACGCUAAAUCCCAUGAAGCAGGAAGUGAAGCGACGGCUCCUCGCUCCACUUCCUGCUCCAUCUGAUCGACUGAAGCAGUUAGCUGUUGCUCCCCUUAUUUUACUCAUGUGGUUUUACAUUUGUUUCAUAACGAAGAGUUUCCUCCAUGAGUUCAUAAGCGCCCCACCCCUUUUAAAAAAAGAAUCCCAGAUGUCACUUUUCUUGCACUCAGAGCGAAAUAGGCUUGAAGUUUUGUCCCGUGUCACAGCCCACCCCUUAAACGAGCCCUCUAGCCCCCUCAGCAGGGAUAUCUGUACAGCUCAAGGUUUUUAGUUGUUUUUAAUGGUCCCAUUGUUUGAAUCUCCACGACUAUGGCGACUGAUGGGAGGCGGUUACAGCGUGGAGUUGGUGAGGUUUGUUGCCAUAGCCUUAGAGAGGUUUGAAGUGAGAGUUUCAACACAGUGGUGUACCGUUCUGUGCAGUGAACCCCCCACACCCCCACCUUACCAUACACACACACUGUUGGAAUGUGUGCUGGCGCAAACCCCUCCACUUUAUAGAUUAAUUGGUUACCUAUCACUGGAGCACCACCAUGGUUAUAGUGUGCUGUCUUAUUUUGACCUAUGUAGCAUAGCCUAGUCCUUAGAUGUGCUAAGAACCCCAUAAAUUUAUGCACCUUAAGCCCUGAAGUAUGCAAGAUUGUCCUUUCCCCUUUGUCCUUUUGUCCCAAAGCUUUGAUUGUAUUAACCCAGCAGAAGCACUUAAUGUUGUAUUUAAAAUACGAUGAGACUAAAUAUGCCCCUAUAUACAGUUGGAAUAACAUUCUGCCUGCUCCGAAGUAAAUCUUUAUGACAUGUAGGACUACAUUUAAAGGUAGAGAUCUAUUUGAGAGACGUCAGAAUGUGAACAGAGUGGUUUCAAACAAAGAAGCACUUUGUUUUAAAAAAAAAUUCAACCACACUGGACAGUCCUCUACCAAGUGAAAAAGAUAUUUAAAAAAAAAAGAAUAAGAAAAACAAGGCACCUUCUUGACUCGAGGCCAAAAAGAAUAAAACUAAAUGCUGCCCGGUGACAGAGGUGGAAAGGAAGUUCUGAGCAACCGAUGCCUAAAUCAUUCGGUUAAGAACUUUACAACGAAGCUACAGCGGGGGGUUUUGGUCGUUCGGGUCAAAGACUCCUGGAAGUUUAUCAGAUUUUCAAUAUGUUCUUUCCAAAGCGUAUGUCAAUAAUGCACCGCUGUCCAUCUGCGGCAGCGCGUCAUGACAAACUGAUGCGACGGCAGAGCCCCCAUAACUUGAACCCGUUGGCCCAGAGCUGCUGCCAUGCAGAGCCUGGAGCGGGUCCAUGUAGACCAGCAGGAAGCCUUUCUGCUCUAAAGUCCAUACCUGUGGCACACCACGGGAGUGUGCCACUCACAGCCUGGGGCAUCUGACGUUAUUGACAUGUUUCUAGAGCACUUAUGUAUGUAGACAAUGAAUUGUGCCACCCCACCACCACCCCACAGUGGGUGUUAUCUAACAAGAGAUAUUUAAAUAAACCUGGUAGCACAGCUGCAAAUCUAAAAGCAGUAAAGUGACAGAUCUCAGACCUUUAAUCAUUCUAAGAAAGGCUGAAAUUGACUGCUUACACACAAAAAGGCAAGUCCACUAGAAGCACCUUAUUUUCUUACUAUGUUGGUGACUUGUGCUCUAUCAUGUGCCACAGAAUUGACAGAAAAAGCUCCUCUGAAAAGCAAAACAACAACCCUGACACCGUUCGUGUUAAUGUAGUCACUUUAAAAAUCUUUCUUUAUUCGUUGAGCUCAACAGUUAAUGACACGUCGACCCAUCGACUGCCACACGUGUAGACGUUACGAGGCUGGACCGCAUCGCCAUCGAUUACAUCGACACCAAACGAGACCAGAGGUUCAGACCCGUUUCGCUGUUGCCGUCAGGUGCAGCGCACGUUGUAGGGUCUGGGGUUUAACACAGGACUUUAAAACACUGACACCGAGACUAGACGACAGAGUUUAGCUCUACUGGCCGAAAUACUAAGUCUAGGAUUACUAGGAGUCAUAUACUCAACYGUUUCAAUUUUUGACAUUAGUUCAAAUAACAUGGAUUGCAACAAAAAUAUUGUGGCAAAAAAAAAAAAGAAGAAGAAGAUGGCUUUUUCAGCGGCGAGCCAGAGCAUGAUCCUGUGUGAUGCCCUCUCUCGAUUCGCUCGCUGGAUGACAAUUAAAACACUCUGACACACACACACACACAAACAACACCCAGACAGAUAUCAGUUGUAUUUGUUACCAGCAGCAUUCUCUCUGCUUUUGUGCUGAAGUGAUGAUUUUAUUUUAAUUUUUUUGUGCAGUUUCAGUUCAGUCAAGUGAUUGUCCGUUCAUCAGAGAUCAUUUGGUAACACGUUCUACUGACUGUAAUCCCACAGCGUCAGGUUUGCAUUGAAGGUUUAUGGAAAAGGAGACACCUCGCGUGUCAGGCAUGCAAACACACACACACACACCACACACUAAUACAGACAUGCAGAUACAUCAGUGGUAAAUCCAGAGUUACACAGUAGCUAGUUUGGAGAAAAUAUAUUCAACACAACACAUGAUGUAGUGUCCCUCUUUGUCCUUGUCUGUUUUAGUUCARUAGGUAUUGAUCAGUGAUUUUUCUACUUGUUCUAUCGGUUUCUCCCCCGUUAACCAUGUUUUCUCUCACCUCCCUCUUUGUUCACUUCUUUUCUUUACCCUCAAAACCUCCUCGCUCCCUUAUAGAUGUCAAACAUCCUYCCACACACACACAGUCCACACUCACAGGCACUCGUUAAAGUAGCCACACACAUGAAUAUAAUACACACAGAUGACCCCCCCCACACCCCCCUCUCAACCCCUUUACUUCUUUCUCUGCCCCUCCGUUAGCCCUUUAGGACCGUUUUUUUAUUGGCCGUUCUUUUUUCUUCUCUUUUCUCUGGGCUGCCCCGCCCCUUAAUCAACCCAACUAACAGUAAAGGUUAUAUUAACGUUGAUAAUCAGUUUCUAUAUGUAUCUAGCCAGAGUGAUUAAAAAAAACGUAAAAACGAAAAAAAAUCAAAACCGUUUUAUUCAAUUGUGCAAAUGUGUUUUCUUACUAUUUUAAUGUUAUUUCAUCUAAUCUUAACCUUCUACCAUCGCUUCAGUUAGUACUGAAACAUUUAGCCAACCUAGAGAUUUGAACUGUAACGAUCGCCGUUCUCAUCUGUACUUUAAAUGGCAUCUUUAGACCACUUCACCGUUUCUCUUGUAUGAACAAAUAAUCGCCCGUUGUUUUGUUUUUUUCUCCCCCCAAUUUGAAAAAUCGUCUGCACUAUGUUCGAUUCUCACAAUAUUCCUGACAACGAUUUCUCUCAUCAAGUCUAAGCUGAACUCUGCGCCCUUGCACAAAGCAGCAAAGCAUGUCUUUUUGAACAUCUGAGAACCAAAGUACACCCUCGCCCACCCACAAUCGUCCCAACAUUAAGAAUUAACCCCCUCCACAUCCACCGCCUCCUCUAUAAGUAACGAGUUUACUGAUUAGUAUGAUUUUAUAUAUAGCUAUUCCAUUGCAGCACGUGAUUUCUUCGACAAGUCAGUGAGGUAACGGUGGCAGUCGCAGAGAYGCAGACGGACAGGGAUCGAGCCGGCGGUUUGGACCGCAGAGCCGCUGUGGGUGAAUCCGUGUCUCUGCUCGCUGAAUUCUAGGCUGUGAGUCGCUGCGCUUUUACAGCAAAUCUACAGAAAAACAGGACGGAAUGGUAGGAAAGCCUCCGGUCAUGCUGGGGUUUGUGGCACUUUAUGUAUCUUUUCAUACUUCUAACUUGUUCUGCUCUCUCCAAGUGUCCUCGUGUUGGCAGGCCCAGAGGCCGGGUCUUCCUUCCUGCACACAUCUGGGCUUAUUGAAGCCUUCGUGGAGAUUUCACACAACAUACACAGUUGAAAUGGUCUGUUUUAAGUUUGUUUUUGCUAAAUUUACCUCAAAAAUCUAACGUAUAUUUUACAAACUGCUGGUGUUUUUGACGUGAGUUAAUGGCUGUUAGUUGCACUCGGCCGUGAAAAGGUUUGGCCUAAUUUUAACUUUUUACGUCCCAUCAAAACAAAAAUCCACCAGUAMGAAUCUGAAACGACUCAAUAUGGUGUUGGAAGGAAGAUCCACUCUCCUUCAGUUAAAACCUGGCCUGCAUGAGAGAGGAGAGUCUGUAAAGAGCUGGACUGUGACUAGAACCAAGUCCCAGAACAAAAGUGUUUCAUGUAGAUGUGUGGAAGUGAAGCAGUAUUACUGUCAAACAGAACCACUGGAUCUGUUGGACCUGUUGAUUCUCACUGCAUCAUGUCAGGGUUGAUUGAAGGUCCCUUAUUUCUGUCUGUCUCUCUUUACACUGCCACUCCCCUCCUCUCAGCAGACCCCCCCCCCUACACACACACCAUCAUACCCACCCCUCCUCACAUGCCUCGGUCCCGUUCACGCUGAUUAUCACAAACCAAUUUCUUUCACUUUGGCCCAUUUUCAGCAGCGUCCUGAUGCACAAGUACUUUUAAAAACCCAAAUCAACCCGUGCAGCGUUAAAGGGUUCAAAUCUUUCCAUAAUAUAAUUGUUAUAGAAAUAUUAUCAUCAUUAUUGUUGUUAUAAUUAUGGUUGGUAUAAUUUGUCAUUGUUAGCAUUAUGAAAGCACCAAAGGGUCUGUGGAAAGGUGAAACAACGAAAGUUUUGUUUUUCAUUUUUAAUUUGUCUGGCUGUUGAUGGUCUGAUCUCACAGAGAGAGGGGAGGAAAGGUUCAGGAAGAGACAAAGAUGGCAGUCAUGUUUGUACUGGUUGGGAAAUGACUUACAGUGCUGAAAUAAAAUUUAUUCUUUUAGUAAAAAAAUA